AGUUCCUCAGUGGAGGUCGUGCAAUUACAUGCUGGACGUCCGCCAUGCCACAGCUGCCGCGAUGUUUAUGCAAAGGUAGUGGCUACUGGAUCGUUGCUUAGAACCGUGUCUUCGUAACACGCAGUCUGCACUAAAUGCCGUAUUCAUUGCACCGAACGGCUUUAGUUUCCUUUUCUCGGCUCUAACGAAGACAAGCAAGUCAACAAGUAUGAGCACAAUUUCAGGACAGCGGUCCGCUGCAGCAGCGACCUUACCCGUGGCUCCGGAAUCAAACGGGCCAUCUUUCUCGAUUACAGCGAAUCUUUUGCGUCUGUUUAAGCAUAUCAAGUAUGAAAAUUUGGCAGCGGGACUUAGCGGGGGCGUCAUAUCAACAAUGGUGCUCCACCCUCUGGAUCUGGUCAAAAUUCGCUUUGCAGUCAGCGAUGGUCUGAGUUUCAGGCCACAUUAUAAUGGUAUUCUGCACUGUAUGAAAAGUAUCUGGAAGGUAGAUGGGAUCAGAGGACUGUACCAGGGUGUGACCCCCAACAUUUGGGGCACAGGGGCAUCGUGGGGGUUUUACUUCCUGUUUUAUAAUGCAAUUAAAGCCUAUAUCCAGGAGAGCAGACAGUCUGAACUGAGUGCCGUCGAGCACCUGGUGUCUGCAGCAGAGGCAGGCAUUCUGACGCUUUGCCUUACGAACCCGGUCUGGGUGACAAAGACCCGACUGGUGCUGCAGUACAAUGCAGAGCCGGACGGAAAGCAGUACAAGGGAAUGCUGGACGCCCUCGUGAAAAUUUACCGUCACGAGGGUAUCCCAGGAUUAUACAGGGGCUUCCUGCCAGGGCUAGUGGGUACAUCCCAUGCUGCCCUGCAGUUCAUGACAUAUGAAGGUCUGAAGAGGGAACAAAACAGAUAUAAGGAGAUGCCUUCAGAAGCACUUCUGUCUCCACUGGAAUAUAUCACCAUGGCAGCUAUAUCCAAAAUAUUUGCGGUGGCAACAACCUACCCAUACCAGGUGGUGAGAGCCCGCCUUCAGGACCAGCACAGCAACUACAGUGGAAUAGUGGAUGUGAUCAGGAGGACAUGGAGGAACGAGGGCAUGGAGGGCUUUUACAAGGGCAUGGUGCCCAACCUGGUGCGUGUCAUCCCAGCCUGCUGCAUCACCUUCCUCGUCUAUGAGAACGUCUCACGUCUGCUCCUGGGACAAUACAACUGAUUCAUGCACACAUCAACACAGCCAGGGACCAACCAACGCACAAGUCAACACACCGUAUGACGCACACAUGCAUGUUAAGGCGCGUUUUGGGGAGGUCACCACAGAACCUUCUGCAGACUAGAGACAGUAGAGGGAGGUCUGAUUAAGUGACUCUUACCUCACGAGAGGUCCAGCCAUAGCAUCAGUGCGAUCGGAGAGGAGGAACAGGUUUCCAUGUUGUUGUGUGGAAUUGUGGAUGUUAUAAUCACAAAUGAAUAUAAUGUAUAAAAUGAAAUGAUCAGGGUGUAUACAAACUGAUUUAAAGCCAUUGUAUGUAUGAUGAAGCCACUGCAGUUAUCUGAGUUUAUGAUAUGAGUAUUCUAGCAAGUGAACACUGACAUCAUACCGUGCGACUUUUUGUACUGUGUGUGGACUAGACUGAGCAAACCCUUGAGCGGUAGGUGAAGAGUGUGGUAUCUGUGAGAACUGGGGCAAAGUUCAGGGGCUGAACCCUGUGAAGUCCCCUUGAGGACAUGACAUGAUAUGACAUGAAUGAAAUUCCAGCCUCUGAAACUGGAGCUGAAGUGGACCAUACUGGGCUCAGUGGAAUGGUAUAACUGCAGGUUGGCAGCAAGGACCAGAAACCCGACCAAGGAAGAAGGCUAGUGGAAAAGACUACAUCUCAGGAUUAAAUGGGUUAAUAGCUCAACAUAUGAGUUGUGCUGGGAAGUGAUAUCUUUAUCAUUAUAUCUGUAUAUUUAUUAAAUAAAUAAAUAAAAACUGUGUGACAACGUGAGCCAAGCCCCGCACAGCAAUGUGCAAGUUCUUAAGUUGCAUACCAGAUACACAUGCUCUUUAUACACAUCCUGCUUAUCCAAUGUGUAUUUCAGUCUCAUGGUUUAUAUGUGUUACAUAGCAGUGUGCCAAUAAUAUUGGCUACUGUCAAAUAGAAACAAAAUCAUGUCUUUAAGAAUGCAAAGACUUGACUCAGGAGAGCUGGAGUAUCUACAUGUAAUUUUUACAGAAUUAAUAAAAGAUAAAAGUAAGACA
Messenger RNA from Electrophorus electricus (electric eel), 2224 nucleotides. It is a transcript of the gene slc25a32a, whose product is annotated as solute carrier family 25 member 32a. The record is from RefSeq and is a predicted model, not a curated record. Gene Ontology annotation, biological process: transmembrane transport; nucleotide transport. NCBI's taxonomy places the organism in Eukaryota, Metazoa, Chordata, Actinopteri, Gymnotiformes, Gymnotidae.